Molecule: messenger RNA, 4825 nt
Organism: Callorhinchus milii (elephant shark)
Lineage: Eukaryota; Metazoa; Chordata; Chondrichthyes; Chimaeriformes; Callorhinchidae
Gene: jph1b
Product: junctophilin 1b
Exons: 6
Coding region: 46-2046 (666 amino acids)
Cellular component (GO): plasma membrane; junctional membrane complex; endoplasmic reticulum membrane
Source: RefSeq, a predicted model, not a curated record
CGAUUGAUUUCAGUGUGUGCGUGAUCCGCCCGCACCGUUUCAUGCAUGACUGGAGGAAGGUUUGAUUUCGACGAUGGAGGGACUUACUGCGGCGGGUGGGAGGACGGCAAAGCCCACGGUCACGGCAUCUGCACGGGGCCGAAGGGCCAGGGCGAGUACAGCGGCUCCUGGGCGCACGGUUUCGAGGUGGUGGGAGUUUACACCUGGCCCAGCGGCAACACCUACCAGGGCUACUGGACCCAGGGCAAGCGCCACGGACUGGGGAUAGAGACCAAGGGGCGCUGGUGCUACCGGGGAGAGUGGACACACGGCUUCAAGGGGAGGUACGGACUCCGCCAGAGCCUCACCAGCCCGGCCAGGUACGAGGGCACCUGGAGCAAUGGGCUGCAGGACGGGUACGGAGUGGAGACCUACGGAGAUGGCGGAACCUACCAGGGACAGUGGGCUGGAGGAAUGCGUCAUGGUUAUGGUGUACGCCAGAGUGUGCCGUAUGGAAUGGCCACUGUCAUCCGCUCACCACUCCGCACCUCCCUGUCUUCACUCCGCAGUGAGCAAAGCAAUGGCACUAUUCUACACGAUAUAUCUGCAGAUAGUCCAGCUGGUACAAGGGGUGGAUUUGUCCUCACAUUUCACAGUGACACAGAAUUAAUGACUGGCAAGAAAAAGGGUUUUUUUCGAAGAGGAUCACUCUUGGGAAACCUGAAGCUUAGAAAGUCUGAGUCUAAAUCAUCUUUAGCCAGCAAACGCAGCUCGGUUCGGAGUGAAGCAUCGAUGAGCAGAAUAAGUUCAGCAAAUAGUGAUGCCAAUUCAACAAUCAGUUUUGGAGAAGGUGAUUCUGAAUAUUGUCCAGUUGAAGACCAUGUUGAUGCCACCACAACUGAGUCAUACAUGGGGGAAUGGAAAAAUGAUAAACGCAGUGGUUUUGGUGUAAGUGAGCGCUCGAAUGGUAUGAAGUUCGAGGGAGAAUGGUUGAAUAAUCAAAGGAACGGAUACGGAUGUACGACCUUUCCAGAUGGCACAAAGGAAGAAGGAAAAUAUAAAAAUAACAUUUUAGUACGAGGAAAGAAAAAGCACCUUAUACCCCUAAGAACCAGCAAAAUUAAAGAAAAAGUGGAGAGAGCCAUAGAAGGAGCGCAUCGAGCUGCAGCAAUCGCUAAAACAAAAGUGGAAAUAGCAGCUUCGAGAACAUCACAUGCAAGGGCCAAAGCUGAAGCAGCAGAUCAGGCUGCACAAGGUGCACGCCAGGAAUCAGAUAUUGCAAGAGGAGUUGCCAGGGAGCUUUCACCCACCUUCCACCAGCCAGGUUUAGAAUACGUUAAACAGAGAAUGCAAGAGGCAGUGGGGUGCACUGAGAAAAGAGAGGAACCACCACAUCCCAAAGAGAAAAAAACACCUUCACCCAAUGAUACUCCUCAUUUCUACAGGAAAGGCACAACUCCAUCACACAGCCCCGAACAGAGUCCUGGUCCCACUCCCCCUCCUUCACCACCAGUGUACAAGAAAAUGGCAAAUGCAAGCGGGAAUAAAGAGUCUGGUAGUAAUGUAAGCAAGGAUGCACCAGCAAACCAGCCAGCGGCAAAAUACCCAUCCAAGAUGAGUGCUAAACAAGGCAAAGACGUGAAACCUCAGCAAAAGCCAGCAGUCUAUAGUCACCCCAGUGCUGGUAAUGGACAGGUGCAUACCGAAUAUCACAGUUACUUUGUCCGUUCAGAAGUGAAACUGCCACCUGAAGUUCCAGAGGAAGAUGCCAAUCCUCCACCAAUAGGGCUAGGACGGCUACCACCCCCUACGAAGGCCACAGCCUCACGGUUACCGGGUACGAAGGCCCCUGUCAAAGAAAGCAAGUCUGAGCCAAAACAGAAGAAACCACUGACCACCACAGCUCCUGAACCAAAAAAACAAUCAAAACCACUAUCAAAAUCCCGUGCGAUUAAAGAGGAAAAAACAGAAGAAAUUGUAGAGUCAAGUCCUAAUACUAUCUUGGUCAUCCUCGUAAUGCUGUUGAAUAUUGGUUUAGCCAUUCUUUUUGUCCAUUUCCUGACUUGACAAGAGUUUGCCCACGUGAAAAUGAAAACUAAGGGUGUAAGCCCACAGUUCUCUACAGCUGUGCCAGCAGCCUUAUUAUUGACAACAGACAUGCUGAGACACAGGGAAAGAGGCUUGGAAUUAGAAUGGGACACAGGAAAGAUGAGACAUGGAAAUUAAGUCAGGGGCUGAUGUGUGCCCCUGUGAUGAUUUGUGGUUCUGGAUCCUCUGAAAACUGAAGCAAGUGGCCAUGUUGUGGAAAAAUCUGCUGAAACAGCCUAACCACUGAAGUGCAUGGCUACUCCAUCUGCUAUAGCGGAGUGUGGCUUAACUGGAAAUGUACAGACUGCACUUUUGUUGAUGGAAGCUAACAGCUGCCUUACUUUUUUACUGUCUUGACGUUUAGUUGGGAGAAAGAACGGCUGCCAGAGGAAUGUGGUUGGACGAUUCUGUGCUGUGGAAGCAAUUUCCAGUGGUCACUCCUAUCUCAUUAGAAGAGAUGCAUUAGCAUCACUCAACCAGUCUUACUCCAUUACCUUCUGCUUCUAACAUCUCGUACAGUGUUCUGGGAGAUUAAAUAAAAAGUUCCCACGCUUUUGCAUGCAAAUUAUAAUUUUUCUGUCACACUUUACACUUUUUGUCUAAUGUGUAGAAUAGUUAUACAGAUCGACUGAGUGCAUUUCCUUUGCUUUCAGUGACAGAGUUGGAGCCUCCAUUCAGUUUGAUAUAAUCACUUAAGUGCUGGUGACCAGUGACCCAAAUUAUUAGACUUGUCAACACUGAGAACCAGCAGUUAAGGGUAUUAUUUGCAUGUAGGAAUUAUUUAAUUUGAAAAGAAAAGUGACGUAAAUGUUAUUGUGUUGAAUACAUUCAGGUAGAGCACUGUAAUUCGAAUGUUAACAAAGUUGAUGCCUUUAAGUCUUUAAAAAAUGAUAUAAUGUUUACCUCAGACAUAUUUGCCUCUAAGGUUUUCNUUUUUUUGGAAUGUUUGUGAAAGUUUUCAUUGUCUUAAUCAUUUUAAGUGACACUAAUUAAAAUAAUGUGGUCAAAGGUUGAUUUGUGUACCAUUACCAUGUAACACCCUUUAUGUUAUUGUAACGGCAUGUUUAUUUCAAAAGGGUUCAGUAUUUGGUGUGGUUCCUUUUAGACGAGAACACUAGAUUUAUUUUAAACUUGGAAAAAAAAGCAAAGGGCUACAUAAAUUAAAAUUUUUUAUAUAUGUGUCAAAAAAAGUUUCGUAAUCCACAAGUACUGAAUUUAAAUGUAAAUUGUAUAAUAGUUUGCAUGGUUUACUGCAAAAAUGUUUUUAUCAGUGCACUAUUUUAAAAUUGACAAUAUGAAGACAGUACUGUUUGUGGAGUGUAUAAAUGCUGCAUAAUUUAUUAUCUGAAAUCGACCUGAUUUCAGAUCAGUAAUAGAUGAUGUUUUUUGCAGAGGUGUUUUCAGAAACCUAUGUGUGUGACCAGUGUGAAAUGAAGAAGAAAAACAGAAAGACAGAAAAAAAGGGAAUGAAUGGCCAAUGUACAGCAAAUCUGACCAUGCUUCAAAUGGAGAUUUAGCUCACACAUUUAUGUCCUUGGGUCAGUGCAAAUGUGAAAAAAGCCUAUGUAAAAACUUUUUGUCUGGCACAAAAAUCAGAGUUGUUGGGAUUGUUUUUUUUGAGAACUGAAAUUCACCUUAGUAAUUUAAUUUAAAAAAUUUAUAUGAAAAUGUAAGCUUUUUUAAGAAGCAUGAGCCAGAUACAACUGGCAUUUUUCUAAAUGUGCACAGCUCUAUUUUAGCAUGGAUUACUUUCUUUUUUUUAUGAGUGACAUGCUGUACACUGCUAUAUAUUUAUCAGAUAUUGCUCCAAGGGGACAACACUUCACUGUUGUCAAUAUAUUGUUAUAUAUUCUAAUAUUUUGAAUGUCCUUUCCUUUCCUGGUAUUUUAAGGCUCAGAAUCCUUUAAGUCUGUUCUUUGUAAACUCGCUAUCCCCUAUCUGUUCUGUACAGUUUUCUUGACUGUAACUGCUUGAGAAUAAAACUAUUUGUUCCUACAGUUGCUCUGUGUGUGCCAGUUCCCUGUCAGUCUGCUGCACGUUGCUCAUGAUCUGAACGCUUACAAAUAUUAGUUGCUAAAUAAAACAUUUUAGAAAUUGUAAUUCAUUAUUUCCAUUGGGAUUAAAGUGAUAGGUCCUGGCAACAGAUGCUCACGUGUCCCUUUGUGCACUAUUUUUUUGGGGGGUGGGCACUAGUACGGUGCUUUGAGAGAAUAGUGGGGGUGCAGAUGUACACCUAUUAUUUUUUCACCCAACGUUAACUAGUUUUGGUAAUUUAUUAGAGAUGAGAGACUUCUCACUCUCUCCCUCUGCAUGCGCACACAGAGCAAAGUCAGCCUCGUCCUCUCUGGCACUUCUCCCAAGAACGUUACUGAGUGGCAUUGGCAGAUGCUUGGGAGCAGUUGCCUCUCUGAUUUCUUAGCAAGUCGUAUGAAAAGAGAGAGGGAAAUAUAAAUGCUAUAACAUUACCAUGCAUUGAUGUAUUUGACAAAUUCAUCGGCUGGUGGUCGGUUUGGGAAGAAACAAGAAUUAAAUCUGCACACGAGAUUGAUUCCAACCAAGGUUUAACCGAGUGUGUAGAGUUUUCAGUUUACUUGUACUCAGAAAUGAUGGUUUUAUAAAAGAGCACUCCGGUAUUGUUACGUGUAUUUUUAAGGUCUUUUGACUUUCUUCAAUGCUCGUAUUUUGUAAUUUACAUCACAGCACAUCUGUCUCACUAACUGACCUAGUUUCAGCAUAAAAUGACAUCGUGUUUACCUCA